AUGGGUGAUGCUCUGUGUGGCCCCUCGAAUGCGCUUCAGAAUUUUCAGAAGCAUGCAUCCGUUGAUCGUACCCUUCAACAGGAUAGAUACGUCGCUCGACAGUCACCUUCUCAGGGUUUUCGGUCGCAGAACCCCAAUGAAGGUGUACUUGAUCCCGAAUUUGCUGCUUUUGAGUCCAAUCCAGUAGGGGCGCCCCUUCCCGGUAUACAACAUGCAGGCCCUUUCGUUACACCCGCUCCCCAUUUUCCGGUAUCAAGCCCGGCAGAGGCGUCCAGCUGGGCGACAGACUUCCAGAAAAUGCGCAUUUCAGGGCCUUCGCAUUCACUCCAUCAAAUACCGGGACCGUCUAUAGCGCCGAUGUCGGCCAUGUCACAACAAGGCUGGCAGAAUGAGUUCGCUAAGCAGCAGCAACAACAACAACAACAACCAUCUGUUCGGCAGCACCAACCGCAUGUCCAAGGGUUUCAACCUUCCUUUGCACCUCACUAUCCUAUGCAAGGGGUGCCAUUUUCCCCGGUGCAGGAGACAACAACCAGCCAGCAACCAUCGGCAGAAGCAUUCGAUGAAUCUGCAUUUGAAGCUGCGUUUGAGCAGGCGCGGACAGACAUGAUGUUGCAGGAAGCCGAGACCACACAAAUUCGUGCGGAAGAUAUUGGGGAAGAAGCUGAGCGAGCUUUUGCUGAAAACACUGAAGAGAGUGUAAAGAUUGGAUCGGACACUAUCCCCCAAACCCACAAGAAUGAUCCACAGGCACAGGUGAACGAUGCAGACGAGCUUGCUCGGACUGCGGGACAGUUGUUAGAUAGCGUCAAACACGACCAAAGCCAGAAGUUCAGAGAAAGUAACUUUCUUGCCUUGAUGCGCCGCAUUCGUGACCGUGAGGUUCACAUCGAGGGCGAUGAAUUUCGCGAAGUCAGUACCAGCAGUCCGUGA
Molecule: messenger RNA, 933 nt
Organism: Aspergillus ibericus CBS 121593
Lineage: Eukaryota; Fungi; Ascomycota; Eurotiomycetes; Eurotiales; Aspergillaceae
Gene: pex20
Product: protein pex20
Exons: 2
Coding region: 1-933 (310 amino acids)
Source: RefSeq, a predicted model, not a curated record